AUGCGAAUCGUCCCGCGCUCCCUCGCGUCCAUCGCGCUCGUCGCGAUCCUCGCGUCCAUCGCGCUCGUCGCGCCGAUCCCCGCGGACGCGCUGUACGGCGAGGCGUCCUCCGCGGUGAUCGUCCUCUCGGGCGAGAAAGAAUUCAACGCGCGCGUCGUCGACGCGGACGACGAGUACUGGCUCGUGGAGUUCUACGCGCCGUGGUGCGGGCACUGCCAGAAGCUCGCGCCGGAGUACGACGCCGCGGCCAAGGCGCUGAGCGGGCACGACGCGACGCGCAAGGCGAAGCUCGGCGCGGUCGACUGCGACGAGGAGUCGAAUAAGGCGCUGUGCGCCUCCGCCGGCGUGAAGGGAUUCCCGACGAUCAAAGGGUACAACAAGCUCGCGGGGUCGGAGGACAGGGAGACGUCGGAGAGCUACGACGGCUCCAGGGAUAAGGACGGGAUCGUGAACUUCGUGAAGGGUCGUCUGAGCGGCGGCGGCGGCGGCGGCGGCGGCGGCGGCGGCGGCGGCGAGUCCAAGUUGGCGCCUAAGCUGACGUACGACAAGGCGUUCCCCUUUCUCCACGGCGGCGACGCGUCGAUACCCAAGGUGAUCCUCCUGACCACCGGCGCGGGUCCCGCGGGGAAGAACACCCCCGGGUGGUUCACCAGCGUCGCGGUGAAGUAUAAGAAGGGGAAGAAGUACGACGUGAUGUUCGCACACAACGCGGAGGAGGAGCCCGCCGGGAUCUCGAGGAAUUUUAAAGUUUCCGAGUUCCCCGCGGUGGUCUUCGCGCGGUCGGACGGCGCCGGCGGCGGGCGCUACAAGGUCCUCCCCGCGGCGACGCUGAACACGUUCAUGAAGGUGUCGGACAACAUCAAGACCGUCGUGAACUUCGUGGACGACGCGAAGGCGCGGUCGCUGGAGUCGAUAUCGACGUCCGAUGAUUUCGCGGAGAUGCCGAAAUUCCCAGAGCCGCGCAAACCGAGGAAGCAGGCGGACGUGAAGUACGCGGCGCUGACCGAGGACAACGUCGACGUCGACUGCUUCGGCGGGAACGCGGUCAUCUGCGUCAUCGCGGUCGUGGACGCCCCCGCCGGGGACGAUUUCAACGAGAACGCCGCGAUGGCGGAGAUCGCUAAAAAAUACCGCAACGACCCGCUCUCCUUCGUAUGGGUCGACGCCGAGUCGAACGCGGACUUUAUCCACCCAUUCGGGCUCACCCCGGAGGACACCCCGAGGCUCGUCGCGGUCAAGAGCGGGAAGCGAAACCGGUUCACGAUCUACGACCCCGAGGGCGCGCUCGACGUGAAGGGCGCGAGCGACUUUUUGGACAAGAUUCUCGGCGGCGACGCGAGGUUCACCGGGAUGCAGGCGCUCCCGACGUUCGAGCCGUCGUACUUGAAGACGACGGACGAGGAGGACGAGGAGGAGGCGGCGGAGGAGGAGGUGGAGGAGGUGGUGGAGGAGGGCGUCGGCGAGGAGGUCGAGGUCGUGGAGGAGGUCGAGGAGGAGGAGGAGUGAGGCGACUGACGACGGACCAUUUGUCGUUGUAACACGCACACAGUUAACACUG
Molecule: messenger RNA, 1558 nt
Organism: Micromonas pusilla CCMP1545
Lineage: Eukaryota; Viridiplantae; Chlorophyta; Mamiellophyceae; Mamiellales; Mamiellaceae
Exons: 2
Coding region: 1-1506 (501 amino acids)
Biological process (GO): response to endoplasmic reticulum stress
Cellular component (GO): endoplasmic reticulum lumen
Molecular function (GO): protein-disulfide reductase activity
Source: RefSeq, a predicted model, not a curated record